AUGGAGAAGCUCCAGGCGCUGACUGUGUCCCAGGGGCUGCUGCUAUGGCUGUUGCUGAGCCCCGGUGUGGGCUGGGCCUCCAGGGGUCCCCUGCGGCCACUGUGCAGGCCCGUCAACGCAACCCUGGCUGCAGAGAAUGAAGCGUGCCCAGUGUGCAUCACCUUCACCACCAGCAUCUGUGCUGGCUACUGUCCUAGCACGGUCCGAGUGUUGCCGGCUGCCCUGCCUCCUGUGCCCCAGCCUGUGUGCACCUACCGUGAGCUACACUUGGCAUCUGUCCGCCUCCCUGGCUGCCCACCUGGGGUGGACCCCAUGGUCUCCUUCCCCGUGGCCCUUAGCUGCCGCUGUGGGCCCUGCCGUCUCAGUACCUCUGACUGUGGGGGUCCCAGGGCUCAGCCACUGGCCUGCGACCUCCCCCACCUCCCUGGCCUCCUCCUCCUCUGAGGCCCAUCCCCCUAACCCUCUAGCUGAAGGAGCUGGCAGCUGUUCCAAUGGUUCUUUCCAAUAA
Molecule: messenger RNA, 508 nt
Organism: Phodopus roborovskii (desert hamster)
Lineage: Eukaryota; Metazoa; Chordata; Mammalia; Rodentia; Cricetidae
Gene: Lhb
Product: luteinizing hormone subunit beta
Exons: 3
Coding region: 1-444 (147 amino acids)
Biological process (GO): G protein-coupled receptor signaling pathway
Cellular component (GO): extracellular region; cytoplasm
Molecular function (GO): hormone activity
Source: RefSeq, a predicted model, not a curated record